UCUACUCACUUUCACGAAAUACGAUGUCCAAAACGGCUCCUGGCAUUGUUUUAAGUAAGCUGUCAACACUUCGGAAGCUCGGGGUUUCAGCAGAAUACGCCUCUACGCCGAUGACGAAGACUUUAAAAAAUCUGUGUAGAAAAACGAGGUUAUCCGUACGCGAUUAUUCACGUAUUGUACCAAGUGUGGAUAAGGAGUACUUUGACCUGUUGCCAGUUCAAAAUGAGAGACUAUUAAACUAUGAAACUGGUUCAGAGGAACGUGCCCAAGUUAAACUUGCAUUAGCGGAGAUUCUGAGGCGCAUAGAGUCCGUGCCAAUAGUAAUAGACGGCAAGGAAAUGCACAAUAAUUGUCAUCUUGUGCAGAACUUGCCCUACAAUAGAAAUCAUUACAUUGCACGGUAUAAUCACGCAAGUCGAGCGAUAAUUGAGGAUGCUAUCGAGUUGUCUGUGUACACACAGAAAAAGUGGAAUAAUGUCAAGUUAAGCAGACGCAUGGCCAUUUGGGAAAGAGCAGCAGAUUUGAUUGCCACCAAAUAUCGCUUCAAGAUUAUUGCUGCUAUUAUGCUUGGCCAGGGAAAGACUUUAAAGCAGGCGGAUAUGGAUGUCGCCGAACUAGUCGACUUUAUGCGCAUUAAUCCAAUAUUUCUGCGUGAUCUGGCAAAUUUUGAGCCCGUUAAUGCUGCUCCUAAGUGCUGUAGGAAUCACAUGGUCUUACGGGGACUCACCGGAUUUGUGACAGCAAUAACUCCUUUUAAUUACACCAGCAUAGCUGCUAACUUGGCCUAUACGCCCGCCUUAAUGGGGAAUGUUGUGCUGUGGAAACCCUCAGAUUCUGCCAUGUUGUCCAACUGGUAUGUCUUCCAGGCCAUGCGCGAGGCAGGUGUUCCAGAUGGCGUGGUUAACUUCAUACCCGCUACUCCGACUACAUUUUCCAAGGCUAUCACCCAAAGUUCCAAACUGGCGGGCAUUCAUUUCACGGGCACAGCUCCUGUGCUCAAGGUUCUCUGGAGAAUGGUUGCCGAUCAGAUAAACAUAUAUAAUAAUUAUCCUCGCUUGGUGGGCGAAAGUGGCGGUAAAAACUUUCACUUUGUACAUCCCUCAGCGAAUCCCGAUGUUGCUAUUGCCUGCACCAUAAGAGCCGCCUUUGAGUACGCCGGACAAAAGUGCUCCUCCUGCUCGAUGUUGUACGUGCCCGAGUCCCUGUGGGAGUCAAGGAUUCAGGAGCCUCUUAUAAGUAUUGCCAGUAAACUGUUUGUCAGCGAAGCCACCUAUUGUGAUUGUUUCUUCUCCGCGGUGAUUAAUCAAGCUGCCUUCAAUCGGAUAUUCACGUACCUCAAGUACAUACAUAAUAGUUCCAAUUGUCAACUUCUCCUUGGCGGCACCGGCACAAAGGCCCUAGGAUACUAUAUCGAUCCAACGAUAGUGCUUCUCAAUGAUCUCGAAAAUUUCUUGUGCAAAGAGGAACUCUUAGCACCCAUACUCUGUGUUUACGUUUACAAGGACAACGAGUUGGAGGAGACCAUGGACAAAGUGGCGGAGAUUAAUCGCGGUCUCACCGCCUCCGUAUUUGCCACCGACGAUAAGUUUAUCAGAAAAGCCUGCGAAGUAUUUAAAUUCAAUGUGGGCAACUUAAACAUCAAUGACAAAUGCACGGGUUCCAAGGUGGGUCAGCAACCUUUUGGAGCCGGUGCCAUAUCCGGCACCAAUGAGAAGCUGGGCAGUCCACAGUAUCUGCUGCGUUGGACAUCCCCACAGAUAAUCAAAGAGUGCUUUGUGCCGCAUGUGAAUGUAUAUUAUCCCUACAUGGAGAUCGGUGCAAAUACGUUAGAGGCAGCGACGUUUAAAUCCACAAUAAAACAGUCGGAAGAUCCAUCGGUUGAAAUUGAUUUAUAAAUUCUGACGUUGUAAUUAAAUAAAAAAUAGUUGAAUUUUAAAUAUUGUUAGAUA
Molecule: messenger RNA, 1949 nt
Organism: Drosophila innubila
Lineage: Eukaryota; Metazoa; Arthropoda; Insecta; Diptera; Drosophilidae
Gene: P5CDh2
Product: delta-1-pyrroline-5-carboxylate dehydrogenase, mitochondrial
Exons: 3
Coding region: 24-1895 (623 amino acids)
Cellular component (GO): mitochondrial matrix
Molecular function (GO): L-glutamate gamma-semialdehyde dehydrogenase (NAD+) activity
Source: RefSeq, a predicted model, not a curated record